AUGGUAGACAACGCGAUCCACCAAACAAACUUCACCUUGAGCUCAGUCGCCAAGUCAGCAGAGGAUGUGGUCCUGGGCGCUCUCGGAGGCAUUCUGAUGCCAUACAUCCAACCUCCGGACCCUUUCUUUCCCUUCGAUGAAAGAGACGACGAGCAGCAGACAAACAAGAUGAAGCCCACGGCAUUGCGAAAAGAGUUCGAGCUGAAGAACAAACAGCUGCGAGAGGGGGCUUUUCUAGGAACACUUCACCUGCCAAUCUCGUUUGCUGGCAAGUUUAAGACGCUGAGUGAUCAGAUUAGAAGGAAACGAGCUCAGAAGCAGAGCAUAACAGAUCAGCUACUAGCAAAAAUACCUGGGGAUCUUGUAUAUAAGAACAGUAACGGACAAAAGGAAACCAGCAACAUUAUCGAGAUUUCACUGCGAAAUCUGAAACAGUGCAAAGAUGACAUAUGUAGGAUUCAUGGUACAGCCAAGGUGAAAGCGAUUCAAGCAGAGCUUACUAAAGGAGGCACAGUGAAGGACAGAACAGAAAAGGAGAGAAUACGAGAUGGUUUCUUUCACAAAAUCUUUCAGAUGAAGGAGGAGUACGUGAAAACCAUCAAAGAGUUGGCAGCCCUCGAGAGUGAGUUGGCGAAGGAGAAGGAGGAGCAUCCCGAUGCUAAGACGGUCGCUCAGAAAUUGAUUGAGGACGGGGCUGAGAUCAACAGCAUCAAUGACGACGGAUUCACUGCGCUCAUGUUGGCAGCUCGAAAUGGACACACUGAAACUGUAGAGGCUCUCAUGGAAAUUCCAGACUGCGAUGUGAAUCAAACGAAUCAAUAUGGAGCGAACGCGAUGCACUAUGCGGCCAUGUUUGCGCACCGAGACGUGUGCAUUGCUCUGAGAAAGAAGGGAAGGAUCAACAGGAGAGUGAAGAACCUCGCAGGCAAGACUCCCAAGGAUCUCGCUCAGGAUGAAAACGACGACCUGUACGAACACAAGAGAAACAUCUGGAAGGAGCAGGUGCAAAAGCAAGGAAAGUUUAAGUUAGUAGAAGAAUUCGGCGACAAAGAUAAGCCCGACGAUUUGCUCUACAACUUCUUCGGCCUGCAUGCACCAGACAAAGUGGAAGCGCCCAAAGAGUGGCAGCCCAACUUGUGGAGGAUCUCGACGAUCAAGGACCCGGCACUGAAGACAGAUCCAAUGACGGAGAAGGAGUUCAUGAAGCGCUGGCAUAAGACAAUCAAGAAGAUUCCUUGA
This is a messenger RNA of Guillardia theta CCMP2712, 1239 nucleotides long. RefSeq lists its product as hypothetical. Gene Ontology annotation, molecular function: protein binding. NCBI's taxonomy places the organism in Eukaryota, Cryptophyceae, Pyrenomonadales, Geminigeraceae. The record is from RefSeq and is a predicted model, not a curated record. The transcript is spliced from 12 exons. The coding region runs from base 1 to 1239 and encodes 412 amino acids.